AUGUCAUUCAGCUCCUCUAACAGGAAGUGGGCUGUGGCUCACAGCGCCCUCCAGGACCUUUUUCAGGACGAAGUCCCUGCAGCUCUUCCUGGUCCUCAGAGAGACCGGCUGCAGGUCUUCCAGGACUGGGCUGUCCUCUACCUGAAGUACCUGCAAAUCUUCCGCAGUCUAGAGGAGGUCUACAAACAGCUGGUCCAGCCCCAGAGGAGGAGGGCGGUCCGGACGGUCCUGGAUGGGCUGAUGGGUCGACUCCUGGAGCUCAAGGCUCAGAUGGUGGAUCUGAAUCUGUCUGAGUUCAACUUCUUUGACGACCUGCUGCCGGACCUGAAGAUGACCCCAAAGGACUUGGAGAUGCCCCUCCCUCGGUGUUUCCUCAGAGAACAGAAACACAAACAGACAGUCUGGGCUCUGGUCCGGACUUCCUCGGUCCAGGACAUGAGUCUGGAGGAGGUGGUCCGACUCCUGCAGGUGUCUGAGCGCGCUUGGCAGGGACGAAUCAGAGCUUAAUUUGUGACGGAGCUCAACCAAUCAGAGAGAGGCGUUAAGAGACACACCUGGAGACACACAAACCUGAACCCAUUUGACGGGACUGUGUUUCAGGUGUGGAGAGGUCACGUUCAGAGGAAACAGACGGCGCAAGAACAAACGGAGGAGAUGAUGUUUCUGGGGAUGAUCCCAGCAGAGCCUCCUGGUCCCAGUCCACACCAGUUGCGGGCCCAACAGUUCUCAGCGGGUCUCAGGCUGAUCCAGGACCAGAAUGAGGAGGAGUACCAGAGAGUCCAGCUCAGUGUGAAGUGCUCUGUUCUCGACAUGGAGGGAACUGACAUGAAGGAAAGUCUGCGGGAUCAGAUCCAACAGUGGUUCUCCGAGUGCAGAGACGUCACCGGGAAGUUUCCAGACUUUCCAGACCUGCAGGAUCCUGAUGGCAGAUCAGCUUCUUUGUUCACUCAGAAAACACCUGAACAGGUAGGAGGACAGGUGGGAGAACAGGUAGGAGAACAGGUGGGAGGACAGGUGGGAGGACAGGACGACACGUGUGGGACGGACCCAUCCAGCUGUUUCCUCCCAGAUGUUUCUGAAGGACACAGAAUCUACACAGCAGACAGGUCUCUGCAGUCUCUGUGUGAGGAGUUGAUCCUGAACAGUUUCCUCAUCAAACAGCAGAAUGUCAGGCUUUCUGAAUUUAUUGGUGAGUUCAGUUACCUGGCCUCAACUCUCCGACAGGUGAACAUUGAACCGAUGCCGUCUCUGUCUGACGUCAGACAGCUCAUCGCUCUGUACACUGUGCUGCCACUGGGGUCCCAGGUGGUACUGGAGAAGUUCCCAGUGGCGAAGACUCUGCUGCUCACUGGUCCGUCCGGAGUUGGGAAGAAGAUGCUGGUUCAGGCGGUCUGCACCGAGACCGGAGCUCACCUGUUCCACCUGAGCCCCGCCCACCUGAGCCACAGGUAUCCCGGCAGGGGAGGGACGGCCUACCUGCUGCACCUGGUCUUCAAGGUGGCAGGUGAGCUGCAGCCCUCUGUGAUCUGGAUUGAAGAUGCAGAGAAAACUUUCUACAAGAAGACCAUGAAGACUGACCGAGAGACGAAUUCCCCAGCAGACACCGACGAGCAGCGGCAGGCCUUCAGGCAUCUGUUGGUCUUCAUGUAA
Messenger RNA from Seriola dumerili (greater amberjack), 1650 nucleotides. RefSeq names its product IQ and AAA domain-containing protein 1-like. Gene Ontology annotation, molecular function: ATP binding; ATP hydrolysis activity. The transcript is spliced from 13 exons. Lineage: Eukaryota; Metazoa; Chordata; Actinopteri; Carangiformes; Carangidae. The record is from RefSeq and is a predicted model, not a curated record.